Fragaria vesca subsp. vesca is the source of this 1620-nucleotide messenger RNA. Its product is annotated as cation/H(+) antiporter 15-like. The transcript has 3 exons. Bases 1 to 1620 code for a protein of 539 amino acids. Lineage: Eukaryota; Viridiplantae; Streptophyta; Magnoliopsida; Rosales; Rosaceae. Gene Ontology annotation, biological process: proton transmembrane transport; regulation of pH. Gene Ontology annotation, cellular component: endomembrane system; membrane. The record is from RefSeq and is a predicted model, not a curated record. Gene Ontology annotation, molecular function: antiporter activity.
AUGGCUCAACUUGAGCAGUUUGCACCGACUUAUGUUUGUGCGCCACCGGCUGAAACAGCUUCGAGAGGGUUUUGGUUUCACGAAGAUCCUUUGGACUAUACAGUUCCUGCAACCCUAGCACAAGUUAUCCUUGUCAUUGUGACCUUCCGGCUACUUUAUUUUCUUCUCAAGCCUCUAGGACAGACCAAACUCACUUGUCAUCUCCUGGCUGGCAUUAUCUUGGGGCCUUCUCUGGUAGGGCGCAACCAGUUUAUGAGGGACAAAUUAUUAAACCUGAAAGAUGCGUCGUUGUGGGCGACAAUGGGUCUGUUGGGAGCUACAUUAUCCAUGUUCAUAACUGCGGUAAAAUUUGACAUAAGAAUGGCUAGAAGGACAAAGCUUUCUUUCAAGAUAGGUGUUCCAGGGCUCCUUAUCACCAUUGCAGUAACCUUGGGCCUUGGAUACCCGCUAGCCAGCUUCAUUCCCGGAAUUAAAAAAGGGAUCUUCCCCCUUUUUUUCUUUUCUAUUCUGUCUUUCACUUUCGUCCCUGAUGUAGCUCCGGCCUUAGACGAACUCAACCUUAUGAAUUCUGAGUUAGGUCAAAUUGCCAUGUCCUCUGCUUUGCAUUUUGAAUUGAUACAAUGGUUGUUUUCAACAGUACAAGAGAUAGCUACUAAAGAAAAGGCAAGCUACGGAGCUUUGACUUUCAUUUCUGCAGUGGCGUUGGCUGCUUUCAUUGUUCUUGUCAUACGCCCGCUUAUGGUAUCAAUUGUUGAGAAAACACCACAAGGACAGCAAGAAGUAAAAGAGCAUUAUGUAGUAGCAAUACUAGUUGGGGCUCUAUUCCUAUCCUUUAUAUCUGACACAAUAGGUUGCACCUUUGUUCUAGGUCCUGUACUUCUAGGGUUCGUCAUACCAAAUGGACCACCUUUGGGUGCAACAUUAGUAGCCAAGACUGAACUCUUGGUCUCUGAACUUCUUCUUCCAGUGUUCUAUUUACGUAUUGGCUUCUAUGCAAACAUACUUACGAUUAGCGAUUGGAAGAGUUUUUGCACAUUGCAGGCCAUUCUUGGUGCGUCAUAUGUGGUUAAGAUUGUGACAGUUACCACGGCUGCAUUGUGCUGCAAAAUUAGUUUGAGAAAUAGUUUCUUACUCGGGAUAAUGAUGAAUAUCAAGGGUAUUAUAGAUUUGACCCUUUUCUCUCGAUGGCUGCACAGUAAGUUGCUAAAUGAUGCCGUAUAUACUCAACUGCUGUUAGCUAUGUUGGUUGGGAACAUAAUUUCAACAGCAUUUGUAUAUUUCACAUAUAGAUCUCAUCUGAGACUCGGGCCAUCACCUGAAGUCCCACGCAUUAGAAACAUCCGAUCAGUUCAACCCAACUCUCCUUUCAACAUUCUUUGUUGUGUUCACAACGAUGAAAGUAUCCGUAACCUCACCUCUCUCCUAGAAGCCUCAAAUCCAACAGAAGCAAGCCCUAUUUGUGCUUACAUUGUCCAAGCUGUAGAGCUCCUGGGGCGGACGAUACCUGUACUAGUCCCUUAUAAGAAGAAGGAGGGGAACAGAUUUAGCCGAAUAAAUUCACUGGCACAUCAUAUGAUGCAAGCAUUUUCCAACUACUCAGAAAAAGUGGACCUGUCUUGA